UUUGACGAGGGCUGAAAUCCCGGGUAUCAGCGGGUAUUUGUGGCUAACCAAGUCGUACAUCUUGUCUUAUGCUCGUGCGAUUCCCGAGCUCGAUUCUAGUAUCAUCCGACCUGAUAUUCUGCUGUGUCUUGAUAAUCACUAUACACGAUACAAUGCAGUCAGACGACUCUAGUUCUAAUGAGGAUCCGACUUUGACAAGGAGUUCCUGGUGCGGACUCCCUGCACAAUUAAUCUACGCCGGACUCUCGGAGCCAGUGACCGAUGAGCAAGGGAGAUUGACCGUCGCCGUCGCCAUUCGCAACGCGACGCAGCUGAUUGACUUUUUUACCCACCAUUUCCACAACGCUGUCGAAGGCACUCAGAUACCAUGCCACGCAAUCAGUGAGCUACUAUCCCAUUUACGCGGGUACGGCGAGAAGCACCAGGAGAAAUUCAUCGCGGUCGGCCUCCCCGAAGGUCUGGUGCAGAAAUGCCCCGGAUUGUGCUCCCGGCUCUGGCACGACUUGGAUACUCUACCAUUGGUAUUGAAGUACAAGGAUCAUCCCCGACAGCCAGACGAGCAGGGGAGUUUGUCAAUCUUCUCGAGUUGGAAGGAGAAGACUGCGGAUGAACAGGCCGAUUCCAUGGCCAGGAAGUGUUUGAGGUCGUUUGGCGUUGGACAUCUCAUUCACAACCAGAUUCAUUUUAAUGGAAUGGUGGACGUCGAUAGGAGCUUCUGCAUACGCUUUGCCGAGGCGGAGGGUUAUCAGCGGACGGUGAGCCCGGAGUUGUGGGCACUGGUUCAGGGACUGGCCAAGGACCUGGUCGAGAGAAAGGUGAAGAUUGCGUUCUUCAGUAUGACAUGCCAAGGAAAGCCCGAUGUGCACACUCGACAUGCAUUGUUGCGGCUGGGUCAUGUAUUGGGGGUGGAUAUCCGGUGGUAUGUCCCAAAGCCGCGGCCGAACAUCCUCCAAUUGAUCCGAAAAAUGGAGGACCUCAUGGAGGGCCUAGCAGGGCCAGAUGUCUCCUUGGACACCGACGACCAGCUUCAGAUCAUGGAGUUCGCCUACGAAAAUGCGCGACGGUACUGGCUUGAAGAGCAUGGUCCCCUGCGCUCGCGCCAACAGGGCGGGGCGGAUGUAGUCGUGAUCGACAGCGCUCCGUUGUUGACCCUGGCCCUCCUGGCGAAGCAGCAUGAUCCCCAUCGACCCGUCGUGUUUGAGAACCGAUUGCACGCUCCACCGGAUGUGCUGCGGCAGCAGUCCACCCAUCCUCAGGCAAUUGCCUGGCAAUUUGUGCAGACCAAGCUGGAGCAUGUUGACACCUUGGUCACAACCCUACCCCGGGAACUCGCGCCAUCCGUCAUGUCAGAGGCGAGUGUUGGCUAUAUAUCCCCUUCGGUAGACCAACUCGAUGGCUUGAACAAGCCCUUGACGGAUGCCGACAUGACCUUCUACGGCCAGGAGCUCAAUUCAUUAUGUAGAACUUUCGGAAACCCCGUUGUCCACUAUCCGAGAGAACAGUACAUCCUAAGCCUGUCGCAACUCCGUCCCGGAGACGGGACCCUCGCUCUCUUAGACGCCUACGCGGCGUUCUGCACCAUAGCCUGGACGGACGACCCUAAGCUCCCUCUUCCCAAGCUGCUGAUCUGCCACCAUGGCCCCGCCCAAAGAUCCCAGAGCUCUCCGCACCACGAUCGUCUCUUCUCCCACGUUCAGUCGAAGAUGAGGCGAUUUGCAUCGCGGAUCUGCAUCGUGCAGAUCAGCCCCCAAGACCAGGUGUGGAAUACCUUACUCUCCAACGCUCGGGUGGUGGUGCAACUGUCACUCUGCCAAGGCAUCCCAGAGGUCCUGCUGUGGGCGAUGCAGAAGCAGAAGCCGGUGGUCACCACCGCGGCGGGGGGGAGUUUCUUUGCCGCGCAUGAGGAGUUGAAGGAGCGGAUGUUCUUGGUGGAGGAUGGCGCGAACACGACGGACGCGGUCGCUCAGCAUUUGUAUGGCUUGUUCAGCACUGAGAAGAGUGCUGGGGAGCGCGCGACCUCAAGUGCAAGGCAAGAUCUGCCCGAGAGAUUCACUACGGUGGGUAAUGCGGCAUGUUGGCUGUUUCUGGCUUCUUGUCUGUCCCGAGAGACAACGUUUCGGCUUAGUGGCGAGGAUAUUGCUACGCUUGCGAGGCAGGUGGG
Messenger RNA from Aspergillus aculeatinus CBS 121060, 2161 nucleotides. RefSeq names its product putative heat shock trehalose synthase. The transcript has 6 exons. Lineage: Eukaryota; Fungi; Ascomycota; Eurotiomycetes; Eurotiales; Aspergillaceae. The annotation marks the transcript as partial. The record is from RefSeq and is a predicted model, not a curated record.